Apodemus sylvaticus (European woodmouse) is the source of this 1973-nucleotide messenger RNA. It is a transcript of the gene Katna1, whose product is annotated as katanin catalytic subunit A1. The transcript has 13 exons. Bases 416 to 1897 code for a protein of 493 amino acids. The record is from RefSeq and is a predicted model, not a curated record. Gene Ontology annotation, biological process: microtubule severing. Lineage: Eukaryota; Metazoa; Chordata; Mammalia; Rodentia; Muridae. Gene Ontology annotation, cellular component: microtubule cytoskeleton. Gene Ontology annotation, molecular function: ATP binding; microtubule severing ATPase activity; ATP hydrolysis activity.
GUAGAGCCCUCACUUCCGGGGCGUGACCCCGCGGGUACGGGACAGACGGAGGGCCCUUUGAGAGGGGCUUCCCCGGUUUGAUUUCAACUUGGCAGCGACCAGGAACUGCGGCGGGGAGCGUGCCCCGUUCCUGGGCUGCGCCAGUACUGUGGAUCAAACACCGGGCCUCGCACAUGCUAAGCUGUCACACACACAGAGUUACGUUCCCAGUCUAUGCAGAGAAAUAGUCAAAGUUUUUAGCCUUCCAGCAUUGGAAAUAAGGAUUCAGAACUGAAGCUCAUGGGAGGAAUUGGUCAGAGACUAGGGAUAUAGCUCAGUAGCAGAAUGUGCAGCAAGGUCCUGGCUUCUGCCAGCAGCAGCCAAAAGAGAAAGACGGAGAGUGGCCAGUUUCUCCUUGCUGUUUAGAAGCUUACGUAUGAGCAUGAGUCUUCUAAUGAUUGUUGAGAAUGUAAAAUUGGCUCGUGAAUAUGCACUGCUGGGAAACUAUGACUCUGCAAUGGUCUACUAUCAGGGAGUUCUUGACCAAAUGAACAAGUACCUGUACUCAGUCAAAGAUACACACCUUCGUCAGAAAUGGCAGCAGGUUUGGCAGGAAAUAAAUGUGGAAGCUAAGCAUGUGAAGGACAUCAUGAAAACACUGGAGAGCUUUAAGCUGGACAGCACUUCUUUGCAAGCUGCACAGCAUGAACUUCCAGCUUCUGAAGGGGAAGUCUGGUCCCUGCCUGUGCCUGUUGAGAGAAGACCCUCACCAGGACCCAGGAAGCGCCAGUCUUCUCAGCACGGUGACCCUAAGCCGCACAGUAACCGGCCAGGCACAGCCGUCAGAGCUCAUCGGCCAUCUGCACAGAAUCUUCACAGUGACAGAGGGAAGGCUGUCCGCAGUCGUGAAAAGAAAGAGCAGAAUAAGGGAAGAGAGGAAAAGAACAAAUUACCUGCUGCAGUUACAGAACCAGAGGCAAAUAAGUUUGAUAGCACGGGGUAUGACAAGGACCUUGUAGAAGCUUUGGAAAGAGAUAUAAUUUCUCAGAAUCCCAAUGUCCGGUGGUAUGAUAUUGCUGAUUUAGUAGAAGCCAAAAAGUUGCUUCAGGAAGCAGUGGUGUUACCAAUGUGGAUGCCAGAAUUCUUUAAGGGCAUUAGGAGACCGUGGAAAGGUGUGCUGAUGGUUGGCCCACCUGGCACUGGAAAGACCCUUCUUGCUAAAGCAGUUGCCACAGAAUGCAAGACAACAUUCUUCAAUGUCUCUUCCUCAACUCUGACUUCCAAAUACAGAGGAGAGUCUGAGAAGCUUGUCCGUCUUCUGUUUGAAAUGGCUAGGUUUUACUCCCCAGCUACCAUCUUCAUUGACGAGAUAGACUCCAUUUGCAGCCGCCGAGGGACUUCUGAGGAGCAUGAAGCAAGCCGGAGGAUGAAGGCCGAGUUGCUGGUUCAAAUGGAUGGUGUUGGCGGUGCCUCAGAAAACGAUGACCCUUCCAAAAUGGUUAUGGUUCUGGCGGCCACUAACUUCCCAUGGGACAUAGACGAGGCUUUACGACGGCGUCUGGAGAAAAGAAUCUAUAUCCCAUUACCCUCAGCAAAAGGCAGGGAAGAACUGUUAAAAAUAAGUCUACGAGAACUGGAAUUGGCUGAUGAUGUUAACCUUGCGAGCAUAGCAGAAAACAUGGAAGGCUACUCGGGUGCAGACAUUACCAAUGUAUGCAGGGACGCAUCCUUGAUGGCCAUGAGACGACGUAUUGAGGGUCUAACCCCAGAAGAAAUCCGGAACCUUUCAAGAGAAGAAAUGCAUAUGCCUACCACCAUGGAGGAUUUUGAAAUGGCUUUAAAGAAGAUUUCUAAAUCAGUAUCAGCUGCAGACAUUGAAAGAUACGAGAAAUGGAUAGCUGAGUUCGGAUCGUGCUAGCUGUGUUCUUACAUGUAAACUGUGAGAAAUCUGCCUUAAGUCUUUGAAAAAUAAUUAAAUGUAGAUUUUCGGUGCA